Molecule: messenger RNA, 978 nt
Organism: Tripterygium wilfordii
Lineage: Eukaryota; Viridiplantae; Streptophyta; Magnoliopsida; Celastrales; Celastraceae
Exons: 4
Coding region: 278-712 (144 amino acids)
Source: RefSeq, a predicted model, not a curated record
AUGGCACAGAGCACAGAGCACAGUCUGCUACGCGUGUGGGGAAGUAAAGACUCCAAUAGUAGUAUUCUUUGCCUGGAAAAGAGUCAAAGUAGCCUAACCCCAUCACUUUGUCUUACCUGUGUGUCUCUCUGUGUGUAUCUGUAGCCUAUUUGUGCCUAUAUAGUCAGUCUUCUCCCACUCUGGUUUAGCUUUUAUAUAGUCAGUCUUCUUCCACUUUGUUUUUUCUCAAAAGCUAAGCCCAUUUUGAGUUGUGGACACUUCGAACUCGUAAACAAGGAUGGAAGAUUAUUAUUACAAGAGGAGUUAUGUGCCGGCAUUUGGUAGCUGGGAUUGGAACAAUGAUCUUCCUUUCACUCAGUGUUUCGAGUCAGCUAGGCAGCCUCAGGCUCAGGCUCAGGCUCAGUUCGGUUACUCUGAAGACCGUGAUCUCUACGUCGCCGGUGAUUUGUACCAGAACGACGUCGUUGAAUCUGCCGUCAUUGUUGUUCCUCGCCGAAGCGCAAAAGUACGUCAUGUGAAAGAAGAAAAGGCAAGUAACUGGGUUGUGAAAGAGGGGGAGGCACCACCAAGCCCCACUGCCAUUAUCAUGAACAGGCCAACACCUAAACCUGUUGAUGAAGAUUUGUACACUACAUCACCAGACAUGAAGUCCAGAGAGAAGAGAGGAUUGGGUUUCCUUUCAAGCUGCUUGAUGCCAACUUGUGCUACUUGAAGCUUUUGGGAAUCUUUUAAUAAAAAACCUAUUAUGUCGUUCACCUCUCUCUCUCUCUCUCUCUCUCUCUCUCUCUCUAUAUAUAUAUAUAUAUAUAUAGAAAUGAUGGAAUAUUGUUAAUUUGCCCUAAAAAAAUCCAUUAUGUUAAUUAAUUUGGUGAUUAAUUAUGGCUUGAGAGGUCUUUGUUUAGGCUGUUAUGGUUCCCACAGAGAUGCAUGGGAACAAAAGAUGCUUGUGAAAGGAGAAGAUAAAGAAGGGUUGGUCCA